GUGUCAUGGCGGCAAAUCAAAUGUCAAAAGUACGUCAAAUUCGCAAACACGUGGGAAUUCAAUUAUAAUUAAUUUUAACAUAAUUCUACGUUCAGACACAGUUACUUUUCUCAAUAAAUCAAGAUGCCUAAAGUACGUUCCACGGGGGGCCCGCCCCGGAAACAGGGCUUUAACAAAUCCAACCAUUCCAUGAACCCUGAACGACCAACUGAAGGACUCAAGGGCGUCGCGAAAGUGCGUUCAAAAGCCACCAUCAAGCGGUUGCAAAUGUACAGAAAUUUCAAACCAAAACGUGACAGAACUGGAAAGAUUAUAACCCCUGCGCCCUUCCAAGGGUGGCUGGCAUCAGGCACUCAAGCUAGAGUGGAACCUAAUCAGAAGUGGUUUGGGAACAGCCGUGUCAUUUCUCAAAACGCCCUCCAAAAGUUUCAAACAGAAUUAGGGGCUGCUGUGAAGAAUCCUUACCAGAUGGUCAUGAAACCAACCACUCUCCCUAUUACCUUGUUAAAUGAAAAGGCUAAAAAUGCAAGGGUGCAUUUAUUGGAUACAGAAAGCUUUGAAAGUGUUUUUGGGCCAAAGAAGAGUAGGAAGAGGCCGAAUAUUGCAGUUAGGGGGGUGGAGGAGCUGUCACAGGCAGUUCAAGAGAAACAAGAAAAGUACAGUAAUGAGAAAGAUUCAAAUAUUGUGAGGGAUGAUGAAGGGGUCAGGGAUUUACCAAGAGAUUGGGUAAUGGCAGCUGGACAAUCCAAAAGAAUCUGGAAUGAACUAUACAAAGUAGUUGAUAGUAGUGAUGUUUUAUUACAAGUUUUAGAUGCCAGAGACCCCAUGGGCACCAGAUCUUCGUACUUAGAGAAGUAUUUAAGAACUGAAAAACCCCACAAGCACUUGAUUUUUAUUUUAAAUAAAGUUGAUUUGGUACCAACUUGGGCUACUCAGAGAUGGGUAGCUAUUUUGAGUAAAGAAUAUCCAACAAUUGCGUUUCAUGCCAGUAUAAUGCAUCCAUUUGGAAAAGGAGCUUUAAUCAACAUUUUGAGACAGUUUGCAAAACUCCACAUAGACAAGAAACAAAUCUCUGUAGGUUUAAUUGGUUACCCUAAUGUAGGCAAAUCAUCAAUUAUAAACACCUUAAGGAGCAAAAAAGUUUGUAAGGUGGCCCCAAUCGCCGGAGAAACUAAAGUCUGGCAGUACAUCACUUUAAUGAGAAGAAUUUACUUAAUUGAUUGUCCUGGAGUUGUUUACCCAUCUGCUGAAACAGACACUGAAAAAGUGCUAAAAGGAGUUGUAAGGGUAGAACUUGUGAAUAAUCCUGAAGACUAUAUUGCCUCUGUUUUGGAACGAGUUAGAAGAGAUUAUCUUAUUAAAACUUACAAAGUUGAAGACUGGACUACUGCUACUGAGUUUUUGGAAAAAAUGGCCCAUAGGUCUGGAAAGUUGUUGAAAAAGGGUGAACCAGACAUAUCAAUUGUUGCAAGGAUGGUGUUGAAUGAUUGGCAAAGAGGGAAAUUGCCGUUCUACGUCAGUCCACCAGGGUUUGAAGACCCAUUAACCCCAAAAGAAGAAAAUAACGUCAACGUUGUACAAGACUUUAGUAAAAUUAGGGUUGGUUUAAGUUAUGAGGGAGCAGAUGUGAAGGACUUACAACCAAUUAAAAAUAUUGAAAAAGCGGUUGAUGAAAGUAAUGAAGCUGAGGAGGAAGAUGGUGACAAUAACGACAACACAAACAUUUCUAUUAAAAGUGAAAACAAACAAAGUGAAGAUGAUGGAAUGGAAUCUGAUGCGUCUUCAGUCAGUGACGUUUAUUCUGACAUGGAGCCAAGAGAGAAAGAAUAUGCGGCGUCUGCAAGCGGACCGUUUGCUGUGGAAGACAUUUCAACCACCAAAACGAAGAAAAAGAAGACGAAACCUGGCGAUUCUGUACCUGUGGUUAAAAAAUUGACAAGCAAGCAGAAGAGAGCGGUUGAGAGGUCGCAAAAACGCAAGAAAAUCGGGAGCAACUUCUAUGAAGUGGCCAAUGUUAAAAACAGGAGUUAUAGACCCAAACACGUCAAAAACACUAAAGUGUAAUUAUUUAUUUCAAGUUGUAAUAAAUUUUCAAAUGUA
This is a messenger RNA of Zophobas morio, 2100 nucleotides long. Its product is annotated as nucleolar GTP-binding protein 2. NCBI's taxonomy places the organism in Eukaryota, Metazoa, Arthropoda, Insecta, Coleoptera, Tenebrionidae. Gene Ontology annotation, molecular function: GTP binding. Bases 124 to 2064 code for a protein of 646 amino acids. The record is from RefSeq and is a predicted model, not a curated record. Gene Ontology annotation, cellular component: nucleolus. The transcript is spliced from 3 exons.